Messenger RNA from Pterocles gutturalis (yellow-throated sandgrouse), 1507 nucleotides. RefSeq names its product zinc finger CCCH-type containing 12A (gene ZC3H12A). Gene Ontology annotation, cellular component: cytoplasmic ribonucleoprotein granule; nucleus. Gene Ontology annotation, biological process: 3'-UTR-mediated mRNA destabilization; nuclear-transcribed mRNA catabolic process, RNase MRP-dependent. NCBI's taxonomy places the organism in Eukaryota, Metazoa, Chordata, Aves, Pterocliformes, Pteroclidae. The annotation marks the transcript as partial. The transcript has 6 exons. Gene Ontology annotation, molecular function: metal ion binding; mRNA binding; RNA endonuclease activity. The record is from RefSeq and is a predicted model, not a curated record.
CCGCCGGAGCCCAAGGAAGCUCCGCUGGUCCCCCGGGGGGGGACUGGGAACAAGCCCCCCGCGCCCGGGCCAGCCCCCGAGGAGACGGAGAGCGAGAACCUGAAGCCCAUCGUGAUCGAUGGCAGCAAUGUGGCCAUGAGCCAUGGAAAUAAAGAAGUGUUCUCCUGCCGAGGUAUCCUUCUGGCUGUCCAGUGGUUUUGGGAGAGGGGACACAAGGAUAUUACAGUCUUUGUGCCAUCUUGGAGGAAGGAGCAGCCACGACCAGAUGUACUUAUAACAGACCAGUACAUUCUCCGUGACCUUGAAAAGAAGAAAAUUCUGGUCUUCACUCCUUCCAGGCGGGUUGGAGGCAAGCGUGUUGUCUGUUAUGAUGAUCGAUUCAUUGUGAAACUGGCACAUGAGUCUGAUGGCAUUGUGGUUUCUAAUGAUACUUACCGGGAUCUGCAGAACGAGCGUCCCGAGUGGAAGAAAUUCAUUGAGGAGCGUCUGCUGAUGUAUUCCUUUGUUAAUGACAAGUUUAUGCCUCCAGAUGAUCCCUUAGGGCGACAUGGCCCCAGCCUGGAUAACUUUCUCAGAAAGAAACCUGUGGUGCCAGAACACAAGAAACAGCAGUGCCCUUAUGGGAAGAAAUGCACUUAUGGAAUUAAGUGUAAAUUCUACCACCCUGAAAGGAUCAACCAGCCCCAGCGCUCAUUAGCUGAUGAACUCCGAGCCAAUGCGAGGUUGUCUCCUACCAGAAGUACCGGUGCUAAGGAGGAGAAAAAGGGCAAAAGAGGUUCCCAGGCAGAGCUCUUGUGCUCUGUGCCCACAGAGAGUGACAAAAGCUCUUUGCAGAAGGUUUCUGCAGAGAGGAAAAGCUUGGCCCACAAAGCAAAGCCCAGUGAUGUUCCACUUCAGGUCAAAGGCUGUGUGUCAGGCAGUGUCCCCUCUAACAGCGGGAGCCACAGGUCCUCUGACAGGUACCAGCAGCCGCAUAUGGACUCUCUGUCUUACCUCUCUCAGGAGCAUCUUGACUCAGGCAUUGGGUCUCUGGAGAACCAACUGUCUGACAUGUGGCCUUACAGAUCUCCUAGUCACUGUGACCAUUCCCAUGCUGAUCAGGUGGCAGUCUGCAGCUGCGGUAGGCAGAGACCUCUCUACCCCCAUUCUCCCAGCUUAGAGCAAAAUGCUAAUGUGGGGCAGUACAGUCUGCCCAAUGAGUAUAGUGCCCCUCCAGCCCAUUCUCGUGAGUACUGGUCUGAACCGUACCAGAUGCCGCCGCCUCAAGUGAGAUCUGCCAGUGUGCGAGAUCCUCGUUCAGUGCAGAGAGCCCCAGGGCCGGCGUACGGGGACUCCUGCCAGUGGGCUGUCUCUGACCAGUUUGCAGAGGAGAGGGCCAAUGUGCAUGUCAAGCUGUGUGGCAUAUUCCAUCCCCAUUUAGUUGAUGCUGUGAUGAGCCGUUUCCCUCGGCUUCUGGAUCCCCAGCGGCUAGCUGCAGAGAUACUGAUGUACAAGUCUCAGAACCCAG